AUGAACAACUUCCGUAACUAUUACCACCUACCUUGGCCAAAGUCUCCGCGGCAGCGGCCAGUUCGCGGAAGAAUCGCAUUUCCGCCGGUGAUUCCUGCGUUACAAUUUCCGGUUAUGACGAGCUCUUGCACAUCGGCGAUGUUUAGACUCCUCAAUCGGCGUUUCUCUUCCGCCGGACUAGAUGUGUUCAUCAGCGGAGUCAGUCGCUAUCGCCUGCUGAGCGCGUCCGACAAGCGUAAGCUGCUGGAAGCACACCGGCAGAAGGUCAGUUUGGCGCUCUGUUGCCACUUAUGCGUGCAGUCACUGCCAGAAGCAGCUCUGAAGGAUGCGGAGAAGGCGUUAGACUUGCGAAGCGAGCAUGCCGGCUCCCCUAGCCCCGGCUCUGCGACGUCGGCUCCGUCCGAACAGCCUACUCCAAUCACAGCUUCACAUCGCAUCGCUGCCGAACUUAAGCGUCUGAAAGGGCGUCUACAGGGUUCAGGCCGCUUCCAUGAGCGCCAUCAGCCAAUCGGCGUUGGAGUCAGCAAGUUUUUUAUGGGCGUCGACCCCAACACCCCGCUGGAGCCGUACGACAUUACAACGCCGUUAUUCGACGCCGAUCGUGAAACUGAAACGCUGGUUUCCGACGUGAAGAAAGCAGCAGCGUAUGACGACGUGCAGAGCAUGCUGUCCGCUCUGCGCCCCGUCCGCCAGGACGCGUUAACAGACAGGCUUGAGGACGUGAUGUCAAGGGCUAUCGAGCGCAACGUUGCACGCCUCGAGCGCCCCGUUUUGUUCAACGAGCUGUCGGACUUCGAGUCGAGUUACGCCAUGAACCGGGCUGCUAUGCGGAACCUUUUGGCGAACCGCUGCACGCGAAACGCGUUCGAAGAGACCCGUAUCGAGCGUUUCCUGGACCGUCUGAAAAUUUCCGAGCAGCGACUGGACGCCCCUCUGCCUCCGGAGGCCGUGGAGCCUCUUAUGGCUUUUCAGGGCUAUAGCAGCUAUUCGUUUGACCCCUGCGUCCGCGACGAGUCAUUCCUCAAGCGUCUCGGCACCCCCGAGGAGUACCCGGUGGGCCCUGAUUCGAAGUACCCCUUCAGGAACUAUUUCGCCUUCGACAGCUGCAUACCUAAUGACGUAACUGGGUCGAUCCGCAUGGGUAAACGCCGUCCGUCGCCGUCGAUUCGCUACCCCAACCUCCAGAGCGUGGCGCACUCGUUGCCCGCCGAUCGCAAGUACCGCGCCGUUGUCAGCAACGCCAUCCGCACGCUGGAGCGCAGCAAGGGCUGGGACCAUGCGAGCAAGGUGAAGGCCAUUAACCGCCUGGUGCAGGUGUACAACAAUCUGGCGCCGUCACGGUACUACUCCCGCGUGCUCGACAAGGCCGUCCCCUCGGUGCGUGCCAAGGGAAGCGUCGUGCGCACGCGUUCGCGGCAAGAAACCUUCAACAAAGGGCUGCACUACAUCCAAUCGCUCACGCGAAACCACUGGAUGAAACGCAAGUGA
This is a messenger RNA of Babesia ovata, 1488 nucleotides long. RefSeq names its product DNA double-strand break repair rad50 ATPase, putative. Bases 1 to 1488 code for a protein of 495 amino acids. The record is from RefSeq and is a predicted model, not a curated record. The transcript has 7 exons. NCBI's taxonomy places the organism in Eukaryota, Apicomplexa, Aconoidasida, Piroplasmida, Babesiidae.